This is a messenger RNA of Protopolystoma xenopodis, 558 nucleotides long. The record is from the annotation of a GenBank genome assembly. NCBI's taxonomy places the organism in Eukaryota, Metazoa, Platyhelminthes, Monogenea, Polystomatidea, Polystomatidae.
AUGUCUUAUCUCUCUGAUCCGCCUACUGGCAAGGUCUCAUUAAGCCGCUUGUCAUCUUCGUCCGGAGAUCAUCCCGUCGGUGAACAGUGUACCCUCACUAAUCGAGACUUGCAACUUGGCAACACAAUCUCGCCAAGCAAUGCACUGCUUCCUUCCGUACCACGUCUUUCUAGUUCAACCAGUCCACUCGGCCUUCGAGUUGGAGCCUGUCAAGAGGAUUCAGUGAAUUCAUCGAUUUCGUUGACUUCCUCAACCUCACUAGCGGCAUCAGCAUGCGCAGGGGCCGAGGACGAUUUGUUGCGCGACUUACCCAAUUGGCCUGAAGAUUUACUACGUGAAGCGCUGCGUAGUAUACUUCAGCCUGACGGUAGUUUGCCGGAAGACUCUCCAUUUGCAAGGCAACUGGCUCGAGUAGCGCACCUCCGCCGAACGAGCAUGGCCCAGACAUCCCAACAACAAUCUUCAGCUUCAAAGGUUCUCGAGGUUGGCGGAAAAGAGGCUUCAUUGCAUUCUAAAAGCCUCAAAAAGGGUUGGUUCCCAUUUUAUAUAAUGCACUAA